This is a messenger RNA of Planococcus citri (citrus mealybug), 1403 nucleotides long. RefSeq lists its product as uncharacterized. Bases 79 to 1401 code for a protein of 440 amino acids. The record is from RefSeq and is a predicted model, not a curated record. The transcript is spliced from 6 exons. Lineage: Eukaryota; Metazoa; Arthropoda; Insecta; Hemiptera; Pseudococcidae.
GUUUCAUGAAGUGCCCAUCGUGUUGUAUACUUCUUCAAAAAUCACUCGGGAUCACACGGUCAUUACAACUGUAUCAAAAUGUUCAAGUCUGGUUUAGUAGGCUUAUUCAUAUUAUACUUGAACAUAUUCGACUACAUUGGAGCGCCUUCAAAUCACAUUCAGAUACUAACUAAUCGUUCACCAAAAGCAAAAAUAAAUGAACUCCGAAAAAUCACACCAAGAGAAGUUUUGCCAAUGAUUAGUAUCAUGAAUAAAAAAACAUUUACCCUCUCGACUCCAGAAGAUUUGAAAACUGUUUCCAUGGUAGAUGGAAGAAUAGCAUUUGGGACACAGUUUACCUCGUCAGACCCUCACGACAAGCAGCAAAUAUUUCUUUGUCCCAACGAAAAUUCUAACGAGAAAUGCGUUGAACCUAAAACGUUUCAAAAACAGGAACCUUUGCAGUGUGGAACUGAGAUCGUGCCUGUUUUGAAAAUGACUUUCCAGGUACCCACGUGUGGACCAGACGCCAAAGGAACUCUUGUUACAGUGAUUAAUGAAAUUUGCAAAGCGCAAAUGCCAUAUAAAUUCAAUACCGAAGAAGUUGUACAUUAUAAAUUCUGUUUCGAUUCAAAAAAAAGAAAAACUCUCUUCACUUCGCAUAACAUCAGAUCUCCAAAGCUACUCACUUCAAAUUUGCUAUUCCGAGAGCGAGAAGUGAACUACGAAAUGCUCAACGACGAUGAAAUCAUCGGUUCAAACUACACGAUAUUAAAAAGCACACUCGAGAAAGAAGCGUCAUUACAGCUAGAAACUCAAAAAGAUACACCACCAGAGCCAACAACUGACCCCGAAACAUUUCCUUAUAAAGUUCAAAUGUUGGUACCACCCGAUGAUAUGGCAUUCGCCACAUGGAGGAAAUCCGCGUUCCACUUUUUAAACGCCGAAUUGCAACAUGAAAAAUUAAUCACACUCUGGAAUAAGAUUAAUCGUUACGUUACAACCGCCAUUUCAGAAAUGCCCGUCAAAGAAAGGAAGUUCACGUCAAUUUAUACGAGCGUAUCUGAUAUUCCUGAAGAAAGUGAUUCUGCGCCAGGAGGCCAAAAUCAAGUUUAUAAUGUUUGGAUUAAACUCAUCUACAAUGAGAAAAAACAUCACGGAGCGAUUAUUGUGAUGAAUAAUUUCAUCAGUACAAACGACCCAGGAUCUUCAGUUUCUCCUUCUCCGAUGGAAAAAGCAAUGGAUAAAUAUUGUUCGCCUAUAGUAAAUUUAUGUGUGUCACAUUUGAAAAAAGAGUUCGAAAUGAUUGGUGGAGUUGUACGUUGUUGUGAAGUGAAUAAAGAAUCUGAAGAAUUUUUUGGUAUAAAAAAGUCGUCUAAUAAAGUAUUGUUGCUGCCAAUUAAAAAUAUAAAUAUGUAUUGAGA